Messenger RNA from Hemicordylus capensis (graceful crag lizard), 9692 nucleotides. It is a transcript of the gene LMTK2, whose product is annotated as lemur tyrosine kinase 2. The record is from RefSeq and is a predicted model, not a curated record. Gene Ontology annotation, biological process: protein phosphorylation. The transcript is spliced from 14 exons. Lineage: Eukaryota; Metazoa; Chordata; Lepidosauria; Squamata; Cordylidae. Gene Ontology annotation, molecular function: ATP binding; protein kinase activity. Bases 385 to 4764 code for a protein of 1459 amino acids.
UGGAGUGGGGACUUGGAAUUGAGCUGCGGCUCAAUGGUGGGUCAUCGGCUUGGCAUGAAGAAGGUCCCAAAUUCACACCCUGGCAGCAUCUUCAGGUAGGGCUGGGAACGGAGACUCCUCCUGCCUGCAGCCUUGGAGAGCUGCUGCCAGUCAGUGUUGACAAUACUGAGUUAGAUGGACCAAGGGUCUGACUCAGCAAAAGACAGCUUCCUCUCUUGGCAUAUAGCCACCUAACGGAGCAGCGGGGAAGCAACCUGCCUGGAGAGCAGGAGGCUUUGGGUUCGAAUCCCCGCUGGUGUGCUUCCCAGACUAUGGGAAACUCCUAUAUUGGGCAGCAGCGAAGUAGGAAGGUGUUGAAAGGCAUCAUCUCAUGCUGUGCGGGAGAUGGCAAUGGUAAACCCCUCCUGUAUUCUACCAAAGACAACGACAGGGGAAGCAGCAGCAGCAGCAGCAACAGCUGAAAUUCCCUUCUCACUCGUGGUGCUUUCUGCCUGUAGCCUAGUAGCGCUGGUCCUGCUGCUUGUGAACUGUAUAUGGUGUUGUAAAACUCAAGAGAUAAACUUCAAGGAAUUUGAAGACAAUUUUGAUGAUGAAAUAGACUUCACACCACCUGCAGAAGACACCCCGUCUGUUCAGUCUCCAGCAGAUGUGUUUACCCUUACAGUUCCCAAUGUCUCUUUAUCAGUUCCAUCCCAGUUCCAGCUUCCAACAGAAGGACUGAAGUCUCAGGUUGUACGUCAAAAUCUAAACUAUAUCCAAGAAAUUGGAAAUGGCUGGUUUGGAAAGGUUCUGCUGGGGGAGGUUUAUACAGGCAGCAGCGUGGCAAGAGUGGUGGUGAAGGAAUUGAAAGCGAGUGCUGGACCCAAGGAGCAAGAGCGGUUCUUGAGGCACGGCGAGCCUUAUUUCAUUCUUCAGCAUCCUAACGUCCUCCAGUGUACCGGGCAGUGUGUAGAAGCCAUUCCUUAUCUCUUGGUUUUUGAGUUUUGUGACUUGGGUGACCUCAAAGCGUACCUGUGCAGCGAGCAGGAGAACGUUCAAGGCGAUUCCCAGAUCAUGCUGCUGCAGAGGAUGGCCUGCGAGAUUGCUGCCGGGCUCGCCAUCAUGCAUAAGCAUAACUUCGUGCACGGUGACUUAGCCUUACGGAAUUGCUUCCUCACGUCUGAUUUAAACGUAAAAAUAGGAGAUUAUGGCAUCGGAUUCAGUAGGUACAAGGAGGACUAUAUUGAAACAGCUGAGAAGAAACUGGUGCCUCUGCGGUGGACUGCGCCAGAGCUGGUGACCAGCUUUCAAGACAGGCUGCUGACAGCUGAGCAAACGAAGUACAGUAACAUCUGGUCCUUAGGUGUGACACUGUGGGAGCUUUUCAGCAGUGCGGAGAAGCCUUACUCAGAUCUAUCCAACGAUGAGGUCCUGACGCAGGUCAUAAAAGAGAAACAGACGAAGCUCUCGGAACCACCUCUUGAACAGCCCUAUUCUGAUAGAUGGUAUGAAGUCCUGCAGUUCUGCUGGCUGCCUUCGGACAAGAGAGCCACAGCCGAGGAAGUCCAUAAGCUGCUCACAUUCCUCCGUCUGCAAAGCCAAAGGGAUUCAGUGCUCGAUCCCGAACAGUGGGACGAUCUCAAGCCGGACCCUUCCAAUCGAGAGCCCUUGGCUGACUCUGCCUUCCCCAUCCUGGAUCACUUCCCAGGCAGCAGACUCAGCCGCGAGCUGGAAGAAGUCCUCACGGUGACGGAAACCAGUCGCGGGCUCAGCUUCGAAUACAUCUGGGAGGCGGCCAAGCACGACCACUACGAAUGCAGCCAGCCCAGCCCGGAUGAAGGGAUGACAUACACCAACAUGUUCUUCCCGCUGGAGGUUUUUGAGAGCACACUUACCGAGCAAGGACCGGGGGUGCAGGAUGAAAGUGGGCAGGAAACUUCCCUCCGGGUACCUGGGCAACUUCCUGUAUUCAACGCCCAUAAGCCUUCUGUGGGAAAUGAUUACUACAUCCAGUUAGAAGAGAAGGGCGGAAGCACUAAAGUCAACUUUGAUAACCAGCCAUCCAUAUUGACUACGGAAGUAGACGGCCAUGAAAUUCCAACAGACCGACCUUCUCACUUCAUGGUUCUUGGGGAUUUUGAUGCUGCGGAAUCGACUACAGAUGGGGAACUUUUCUGCAAUGCAGAUUCCAAGGAUUUGCAUGUGACUGGCCCUGAAAGCCCUAUUCAACAUCUAUUCAGUGAUGUCCCUGGAAAAGAACAGUGGUCAAGUGCAAAAACUAGAUCUGAAUUAACAGAUAUAAAUGAUAUUCACAUCGAGCUUGAAGCGGUUUCGUAUUUGGGUGUAGAGGACUCUGUCAUAGCUGAUCUGCCCAAGAAGGGAUCUCCUCGGCAGAUUUCUGAAUGUGAAUCUGUUGACUUGUAUGAGGAUGCCGUACAGCAGUUGUCUGAUCCUGGCCUUCUGACUUCAGAAGAGCUGUCUGAUAACUUCCUUUUUCUCCAAGAAAAAAACUUGUUAAUGGGGAACAACAAAGCUGGCAGAGGUGAUCUCCAAAGCGCAUCCAACAACACACACAUGCUAGAGACACCAAAUAGGAACUCUUUGGGGGUUGAACUUAAAAUGGGUUCAAAUACUCCAGCCCACAAAGCUGAUCAUUUAGUGCAAAUAGAUACAGAUGAAAGUGUGAGUGUUCUGCCUCCGUCUGUUCUGGCAAGUCAGCUACUUUCUAGCUCACCUGUGAUGGAUAAGGAACAGCUAGCCCCCCUAUUGAGAACUGGCAGAAACCUUUCAGAGGUCGGAAUGGAUGGUAAUUCUGGAUGCAGUAUUGAUGACUCCUAUCUUGGGAUGGAUCAAGUUUCCGUAGCCGCCUCUGUCGAAGGGCUCUCUGCUCAUGCCAAAAACCAAACCGAUGGGAAUAACCUCUCUCAAAAGACUGCACUCAGUGCUCACGAGCAAGACAGGCCGAUAAAAAACCAGGAACCUAAUCACCACAGUAGUAGUAGUUGGGACAAGUUGAUCCGUGGCGUGGAGGAUAAGCAGUCUAGGUCAGAACAAAAUGAGGGGUCUCCUCUGCAGCAGAACGGUGGAAUUUCAGCUCAGGUUCAAACACAUAACCAAGAGGCUCUGCAGGGAACUGCUCUCCCCCCUGCUCUUCUUGCAGACUGUGUCAGUCAAGACAGUCUCCUGGAAGACAGUCUGUCCACCCCUACACAGAGCAUGGGGCAAUCUGUAGAUACACCAGACUCAUUAGAUUCGUUAGAUGUCAGUGAGGUCUUGGAGUCUCUAGUAGGUCAGGGUCCCCAGAAACUUUUGCCGCCUGAUAAGCCUGCUGAUAGUGGUUAUGAAACUGAGAAUCUGGAGUCUCCAGAAUGGACUUCGCACCUCACGGGCAGUGACUCUAAUGAAGACACUGCUUUGUCUGGUGCUGGGGGAAAUGGUGAUACUCCUGUGAUCAUUGUGUCAUCGGACGCCAACGGAGAUUCCGAUACAGCACAUGCCACGAGUAGCUUUGGAGUAGUCCCUAAGACCUCCUUGGGUGGGAUCCAAAAUUCAUACCGAGAUUCUGCCUAUUUCUCUGACAACGAUUCUGAGCUCGAUAAGAAAUCUGAAGAAGUUAUCAGUACAUCAGCCGAGCCAAAAGUACUAUUGGAGGGUGGGCCGUGUGGUGAAUAUUUUGAAAUGGAAAAGGAUCGGCCAAAUGGUAACAAAAUAGCUGAUGGCCAGUUGACGAAUAACUUGUGCUCCAAGCAGGAAUUAGCUGAAAGGCUAGAGCCACAAGAGAGAAAUACGUCAAGGCAGGAGAGUUAUCAAGAAGAUGGUGGCACAACUUUAUUGCCACCUGCGGUGGAUCUUGAAUCUACCAAUGAUGAUGACGUUGAAAUAUAUGAGGAUUUCCCCAGAAGCGUCUCUUGCAUGGGCACCAACACAGCAGAUUUUCUUCCUGAGAGAGACUUAAAGAUUGUUCCCAACUUGUAUGGCCCUGUUGAAGCCUUUGAAAAACCUUCAUUGUGUCACCUUGAAGGUCAUAAGCUGAAAGAGCCAGACAUUGAAGGGAAAUACCUUGGCAAACUUGAUGUUUCUGGGAUGCUUGGUCUGUCAUUGGAUGGGGAUGAAGCGGAUGAAGAAGAUGAAAAUAGUGAUGACUCAGAGGAUGACAUGAGAACUUUUCAUCUGCAUGGUCUUAGCUCUGACAGCGAUGAGGAGACUGUGCACCCAAUACCAAUCAUCCUUACGGAUAAUGAUGACGGGAAACAUCUGAGGAGCUUGCUGAAACACCCAAAGCUUCCGAGACAGAACAAUCCUCAUGAAAACGUCCUGCAAAAUGAGAGGAAAGCUGUAACAUUCUUUGAUGAUGUCACAGUCUAUCUCUUUGAUCAGGAAACGCCAACCAAAGAGCUUGGAAACAGAGUUGCAGAAUCAAACUACUCAGACUCCACUCCUCCUCCAGCUUCAGGACUGAACUACUUGAAUAAAUUUACAAAUUCAGAAAGCUCUACUGAUGAAGAAGGUGGUGGCUUCGAAUGGGACGACGACUUCUCUUCUCCAGAGCCCUCUUUUCUAUCGAAGGCAGCAAAUGGCCCCAUUCAUUCCAGGCCUUCUCUCCAGACUUCCAAGUACUUCUCUCCGCCACCGCCACCUCGGAGCCCUGAACAAAACUGGUCUCACUCGUCCCCUUACUCCAGGUUCUCCAUCUCACCAGCAAACAUGGCAAGCUUUUCUCUCACUCACCUUACAGAUUCGGAUAUGGAGCAGGGAGGGAGCAGCGAAGAUGGAGAAAAAGACUAGGCAGCUGAAGUUUCCUCUGUGCACGAAGUCGCUGGUGGGGACAUCUAGUGCUGCUUCUCUCUAACAACAAACCUUCGAGAAACUCCUGCCUCUGAAAAGGCAGUAGAUCUGCCCAGGCCCUCCGAUCAAGCGGAUGGCGAUCAUGGACGGCAAUGUUGGAUCAGGCCUUGGACUGGGAAGGUGUAUGUUAAUUUUUGUAGUGUAUCGUUUUGGAAAUGGUGCAUUUUCGCAUUUUCCUCUUUAAAGGUGGUUCUGUGCUGGCUCCCCGCUCUCCCUCAAGUACUUGAAGUAUUCUACAAACAAUUUGUAAUGAAUUAUGUAAAAUGGUUAUGUUCUGGUUUAUAUAUAGGAUUGUAUCAUACCCCUUUUAUAGCCCUGUUAUAUGAUGUCUAUGAACCUGUACAGUCGCUGAGCAGCGGUCCCUUGAAAUGACGAACAGCUGUUGCGUAGCAAGCCAUAUUUCCCAGACUCUGCCUGCUGCUUAGCUGCAGAUGCACUAUUGGCUUCUCCUCCUGCGGUUCCCCUGCGCUGUAUAAAGCCGUUCUUCUUUGCUUCUUGAUCUAGUGGUGGUUGGUUUGGCCCGUUGAACCAGUUUGCUUUGAAUUCCUGCCUCCUUUCUGCGCGGUGCUCUUGUUGGAAUGUCCAGAGCUGCAGUCUUCCUGUUCUUAUAAUUUCUGGAACUUUAUGUGCUAGCAAUGUGUCUAAAAGGGCAAUUCUCUGCCCCACUUUUGAGAGAGAGAGAGAGAGAGAGAGAGAGAGAGAGAUUAUUAUUUGCAGUAAAGUGCUCCAUGAGUUGACUUCUUAGGGCGGGGGGGUGAUGUCGGAAGACUUUUCAAAUAUCCGUAAGACCCUUUCUUAGAUCUUAGGAAAGAUCCAUAAGAUCUUUCCAUGCACUUGUGCGUGUGCGCGCGUGCAUGUAUGCAUGCACAUGUUCAUUCCAGAUGAUCCUGGUUGCUAGAUAACAGCUAAUACCAUGCAUCUCCUAUUCAGGGAUCUAACCUCAUUGGUGGAUGUGUUUAUUCCAUGCGGUUGCUUUCCACCUCUGUUCUUUGGUCAUUAUAAAGAAGCGGCUUUAAUAAAGUGGACUUUCUAAGUCUACCUGCUUUCCCUGAUGUGUAGUCGGUGGAUGCUGAGAACCAAGCUUCCAAACAGGUUAGGUCAAGGGUUCUCAAACCUGGGUCCCCAGAUGGUGUUGGGCCACAACUCCCAUCAUCCCCAGCCACAAUGGGCCUUUGGACAUUGCGCCUGGGGAUGAUGAGCUUUGUAGUCCAACACCAUCUGAGGACCUAGGUUUGAGAACCCCUGUGUUAGGGUCUCCCUAUGCCUCCUGUAUUCAGAAUGGUCUGUUGUGGAUUUUCUCCAGGUUGGCUGCUGGAAAGAGUAUCCUCUGGGGGGAGUACGGUUCUUCUAAGGGAGCAAGUGGAAACGUAAGGGCUUCAUUAGAUUCUGGUUUCCUUCCAUGGUUUUCAAGGCCUUCCCAGACCUCCCUGCUGUUGCUGGAUAGUGGCUUUGGCUUGCUUAUAAGAUAGGAAAUGGAGCCCACAAAAUGUGGUGUGAACAUAGCUGUGAUUACCCUUGCAAUUUUUUUUCCUAUUUACCUUGCUCUGAAAGGGAGCAGUUGAGCUGCAAACCAGAUUAUGCAGCCACAAUUUUGGCAAAGGAAGGGUUUUGAAAUAGGAUUGGUUUUGUAUUUUGAACUACUGGACUAAUCUACAUGGCCUUCUUCUUGGGUCUGAGCUGGAAACAUCUGGGAAGGCGCAUAACCUUGGCACGCUUCAACACCCUUUAUCAAAGAAUGUAUAAAAGCACUGGGGUGUUUUCUCCACCUCUUCUCCCCUCGUGGGGAAGGGCUGGAAUGGAAGUACAUUACAGUUGCCAGUGCCAGCGCUUCAAUUCACAAGGAACUCUAAGGUGGUGAGAUCGGCUGCAGAAAUGGGUUGCUUCAUAGAACAUGCCCUUGAGUGCCAACUCGCCCCGAUGCGCUAUCCUUGGUGGCGUCCUGCAGAGCUCCUCUUUGGAAGAGCGCAUUUGGACCGGCCCCAGAUUCCUCUUUAGAACGCAAACUACAACCUUGGGCCUAUUGAAACGGCUGCUAGCCUCUUCCACAGGUUUCAAAGAGGAGGGCUCCUUGACAGGGGUUGUGUGUUCCUUCCCAGUUCCCUCAUAGCGUGCUAAAUUUUGUAAAAGCACGGGAACUCCAAAAGCAAGUGUGAAAACACUCUGCCAUGGAGUGUGCACCCAUAUAUGGAAUUGUAGGGCAGGAUGGGAAAGCUCCGAAGUGUGUGGUUUGUGACUUAGAAUGUCAUUUAUCAAGUCAAAUGAGGAGGAACUGUGCAGAGGCGUAGGGUGUACAUUCCACCAGCCGCGAUCUGGAGAGGAGCUUUUCCCCGCCCAUUUUUUAAACAGUACCGUUGUUGGAAAACAUCCUGCUGCAGAGGAAACUUUAACUCCUUUAUCUCAAGUCUGAAAUCCACGUUAAUAUACUGUCCCCCCCCCACCCUCACCCCCGUGAAAACAUCAGAUAUUGCAUGUGGCUUCAGGGUUUGUACUUGAGAGGUGUUAUGAACCCUGGGAGUGUUCCUAAGUCAUUCCUUGCAAAUGAGUCGUAUGAUUGGUGGCAACCAUGAAAGGCUUAACAAAAUAAAAUUCCAGUGUUGUAGAGGGGUGUGUGUGUGUGUUCACAUGAGGGCCAAACUCUGAUCUUUGAAGCUGAUCAUUCCAGCAGUAUCUGGGGAAUACCCCGUGUAAGCUGUCUCAUUGCCCUGACAGACUCCCAGAAUGCAUCCUGCGCUGGUGUGAGCAAGAGAUUCUCUCCUAGUUGGUGGAAUGGUCCAGGAAUGCACCUUUUUGCUCCCAAAACUUUUGACAUGUGCGCCACUUUAACUCCCAUGCUGGUUCCCCCCCCCCAGCACCUCUUAAAUCCAGGGAUCCCGCCCUGUAGCCCCAUCUCCCGAGACUUACUUUGAAGGUAAGUUUCAUACCGCCAUUAAGGAGAGACCUCUUGCCAUGCAGCCUCCAGGCUGACUUCUGUGCCCUUUUGCACUAUAGUUGGAGGAAGAGAGAGAGAGAAAGAGUCAGAGCAGUUGACUUGACUCCCUUGUUCUGCAAGGAGCAGAUCUGUCUGUGUGUGUUUCCUCUCCGUGCUUAAGAACCUGUGUGCGAAUUGAGACGUUCCUACGGCUAGGUGUGCAAGCCCCAGGACUGGCCAGAGGGAGUCUUAUCCCAGCCAUUGCUGCUGCUACAUAAGCAAAGAUUGCUGCCCUCCCCAGCAGACCACAAUAUUUUCUUUCACAGCUGCAUGAUCAAAAGAAUCCUCCCCACCGCCAUAGGGAUGAAUUGCUAGCAAGAACUUCUCUUUCUAAACUCCAGCAGAUCGUGCCACUGUUAGGGCCACAGGGCCCCUGCCGUCUUAGCAGCCUAACCUACCCUGGUCUUGUUUUGGGGUGCAGCUGCGCCCCCAGAGUCAGGAGGCUGGUUGGGGUUAGCAGUGGUCCCUAACACUGAACCCCACAGGGCAGGGUUCUCAAACCUGGGUCCUCCCACUUUCCCCAGCCACGAUGGCUACCACUCUCAUAAUCUCAAAGGCCAUUGUGGCUGGGGGUGUGUGUGAUGGGGAUUGGAGUCCAGCAACAACUGGAGACCCAACUGGAGACCCCUGCUAUAGGAUGGCGAUGACCCUCGUGGCCAGAGGAACAGUUGCCCACAAGGGCUGUUGCCAGGCCCCAAAGCAGGGCUUUGUGGGGACCAUGUCUAAACUGCCUGUUUGCAGUGUUGUUGUGGAGACAGAGCUCCAUAGCCGUGUUCUCUGUAACCGGGGACCCCUAGUUGUGGUUGAGCCUCCGUAAUCCCCAGCCAAGGGCCAUUGCAGCUGGGGGUGAUGGGAGUUGUAGUCAGCGGCAUCGGGGAAUCCCUCUUACAGGGAGCACUGGUCCAUAGGACCAGACUGAAAAAUGCACGUUGAUGCUUCCAUGAGAAAAAUAUCUAGGUGAGGCAAGUCUGUAAUGCUCGUCGCGAGUGAGAGGCCCAACGAAACGGGAAGCGUUUUAGCUGCUAAAUCAUGUCCAGCGUCCUUCACGUAAGAGAAUGUAAAAGCCACCCGCUCCUCCCCUGUGAAGCACGAAUGAGAGUCAUUCACGCCCACUUUUAAAAAUCAGUAUUUUAGAUUGUGAUUUAUAUGCAGGUCUGAUUUGUGUGUGUGUGUUUCUCCAUUUAUUUUUAUCUUUUAUUUUUUGGAGAGAGAAUGAACCAGCUUAGUUUUUAGGGAGAAUAGCAAUUAAGCACUCGGCUGGAACGACUUUGAUGGUAAAAUGGCUAUUUUUGUGGUGGAAGGUGGAUUUGGAAACACAUUAGCCUUACAAGAAAUAGCCUUAAAAAUAAGAAUGGAGUAUAAAACCAUUUUAACUUAUUCAGCUUUAAGUUGUACAAAGUAUCCAGUCUUUGGUAAGGAGAAAUCUUGGGGGAGAAGUGUAUAAGACGGAACAGAAAAAUGUAAUGAGUGUAUAAAUACCACCAGUCUGUGGGUUUUUGUUUUGGUGUGUUUUGCAAAUGAAACUUGAAUGAGUUUAAGAUAUGUUUAGUUCCGUUUUAAUAAGUCGUCUGAUCUUGCACAGUGGUUGAUGUAACCUAAUGGUAAAUGGUACUGGUUUAUGUGUAUAUAUAUGAUGUUUCACUCUAUUUGUAAAUGAGGAAAUUUAUGUGUAAAAAAUCAUAGGGGAGAGGUUUUCCUAUUGGAAUCUAAUACAGGUAUGAGGUUUAUGGCAAUAUCCUAGUUAAUGAAAUUUCAGGUUGAAUUGUCUUUAAAUUGUGUACAUUUUAAAACUGUAAUAUUUCUACUGUACAUUGAUCAUGCAUAGUGUGAUUCAAGACUGCUUGUAAUUUAAAGAACCUUAUUUAAUAUUCAAAAUAAAAUAAAAGUAUAUAUUUAUAAA